Molecule: messenger RNA, 843 nt
Organism: Colletotrichum paranaense
Lineage: Eukaryota; Fungi; Ascomycota; Sordariomycetes; Glomerellales; Glomerellaceae
Exons: 1
Coding region: 1-843 (280 amino acids)
Source: RefSeq, a predicted model, not a curated record
AUGGGAAGAGCUCUGACCUGGCCGUUGGCCCAUGCUUCGGCGGCGCCGCGAUCUUCUUUCGCUUCCAUCCUCCAGCCAUCAAUCAUCGAAAGACCGAGUCUGCAUCGGACUCUUCUCUUGCUCCGUAUUUCUGCUUCAACUGAGGUUGCGUGGGGCAACUUUCUCUCUUUAGAUUGUCAACAUACCGAUUUCUCAUCCCUACUCAGAAGCUCUGUCCGACCGCAAGCCAAUUCUAAUAAACUGCAUCCAUGGUCGACUUGGACUCGUUACAAUCAUUUCGUCACUCACAUAUUUGUGCUCGUACGGAGUACACAAAGAGUUCGACUUGGUCUGAAACCAGCCACACGAAUCGUCAAUGGCGAGCUAGGUAUUCAACCACCGCUGAUCCGGGACGCUACCGACCUAAACGCAGCUUGCGGCUUCCCAAAGCCUCGGCGUCCAAGACAAUUCAAACCCGUCUUUGCCGCCUUAGUCCGGAGUGCGGCGUGCCAGACACAUUACGGAUACACGUGCGCAUCAGGCGCGCCAUCUUUGGCAUUUUUCAAAGUUUCCCGCUCCGUUGCCAACGAAUAUCCGUUCCGAGUACUAUUCAAGAGCAAGACAUCAAGAACUGUUAGGCGGGAGCAGCGUCUCCCGAAUCCUCAACCGUUGCGUUCGCCAUUCGAGAAACAAGACCCCAUCGUACUCCACCACGGCGGGAAACCCAUUCCACUCGACGUCCAUCCCCAGCCACCUGAGAAGCUUGCCAACGAUGCCCAGCACCAAAUCCGCCAAUCCAAGCCUUUUCUCUCCCAAACGAGCCGGGAUAUCCCAUCCCCCUGCUGCCAAACGUUUUUAAGCUAA